CAGACAUACAUAUCCUCCACCCAUCCUCUGCGUCACCACCACCAAACCCUUCUUUUCUCCAUUAGCUUCGUCUCCAAGACUCGAUUUCAUCUUCCUCGUCAAAAAAGUAGCAAACCCACAACGAAAGUCUCGAACUUUCGUAUUAGAUCCACACCAAAAAAAAACAGUUUUUUUUUUUAUUCUUCGAUUCAUUUCCCAAUUAGGGUUUAUUGAAUGGGUUCUGGGUUCUCUCUCUUUACCAAUGGUUCAUCAUCUCCCGACAGAGAUCUGUUAAAUCCUGGUCUUGGUGAUUUGCCUGAAAGUUGCGUGGCUUUGAUCCUCGAGAAGUUGGAUCCGGUCGAGAUCUGCAGAUUCUCGAAGCUGAACAGGGCUUUCCGCAGCGCUUCCUGGGCUGAUUUCGUCUGGGAAUCGAAGCUUCCUCAAGAUUACAGAUCGAUUCUCGAGAAAAUCCUCGGUGGUUUCCCGGAAAAACUGCGGAAAAGAGACAUCUAUAACUUUCUAUCUCGGGUUAAUUCCUUCGACGACGGCACAAAGAAAGCUUGGGUUGAUAAACGAACCGGUGAUCUCUGUUUAAGCGUAUCGGUUAAGGGUUUGUCGAUAACCGGGAUUGAUGACCGGAGAUACUGGAAUCACCUUCCUUCCGAUGAAUCUCGAUUCUCUUCAGUAGCGUAUCUCCAGCAAGUGUGGUGGUUUCAAGUAGAUGGAGAAAUCGAGUUCCCGUUCCCUGCUGGAACCUACAGUGUCUUCUUUAGGCUUCAUCUAGGCAAACCGGGGAAGCGGUUUGGUUGGAAGGUUUGCAAUACUGAACAGAUUCAUGGUUGGGAUAUUAAACCGGUUCAGUUUCAGAUUUGGACUGAGGAUGGUCAACACUCUUCAUCGCAAUGCAAGUUAGCCGGAACAGGAGCAUGGAGUCAUUACCAUGCUGGAGACUUUGUGGUUGGGAAAGCGAAAAGCUCGUCUACGAAGCUUAAGUUCUCGAUGACUCAGAUUGAUUGUACACAUACCAAAGGAGGGUUGUGUGUGGAUUCUGUAAUUGUGUAUCCGAGCUCUUGCAAGGACCGGUUGAGGCAGUUUUAAAAGUCUUGAAACCGAAGUUUGGUUUUGUUUAGAGGUUGUAAAAGCUAUAUUUUUAAUUAGCUUUUUAACCUUUUUGUAGAAUAUUUGGGUGGUAAUGAGAAAUAAACUCAAUGAGAGAGAGAAAAGAGAGUUUAUGUUUCAUUGUUUUAUGUUGAAUGUAAACUUGAGUUUGAAGUUGACGAGUUUUUCUUUUAACUUUCUCAAUGGAACUAUCUUUUUGUGGGAAGUGAAAGGGAGGCAAACCGGAAUUAAGAAACUGACCCGGUUCGGAUAAUAUUGGUUAUUUACUGUAUAGCUCCCACAGAAUCGAAUG
This is a messenger RNA of Eruca vesicaria subsp. sativa (arugula), 1390 nucleotides long. The record is from the annotation of a GenBank genome assembly. NCBI's taxonomy places the organism in Eukaryota, Viridiplantae, Streptophyta, Magnoliopsida, Brassicales, Brassicaceae.